AACUCUAUUCUAUCAACACUGUCCGCAGUUGACUGUUCUAUCCACUUCCUAAAACCCACUGAUGGCAACAGUCAAUUCCGACGCCAACAACGACGGCGGUGGCGGCCGGCUAAAGGUGUACACGCGCCGCUCUCUUCGACGGCAGCGGCACAUUCCCGAAGAUAUCGUCAUCUGAAUCCUCUCGCGUCUUCCGGUCGAAUCCCUACUCUGAUUCAGGUGCGUUUCCAAGGCAUGGCUGUCUUUGAUCUCCGAUCCUAAAUUCACCCUCGAUUCCUCCCAAAGGCGCAACAAAAUCGCCAUUAGAACUGCUCAUGGCUUGUGCGAUGAUCAUUCUGGUAUAGUUUACUCAGUCGACGACGACGUAGUGUAUAGGACUUCGCGUAUUAAACGAAUGGGUAACAACAAGAACUUAGAGUGGUUUCGAAUAUUAGGUUCGUGUAAUGGUUUGUUGCUCGUGAGCCAUUACACGGAUUUGUAUAUGUGGACAAGGCAAUGCACCAAAGUGCUCUCCCUUCCUAGUGAUCAUUGGGGGGAGGGGGUGUAUAAUGUUGUGGUUGAACUUUCUGCUAGCUGUGGACUUUGUUAUGACUCCUCUCAUGAUGAUUACAAGGCAGUAAUGGUUUGCAACGACAAACCUAGUUAUAGUGUAGCUAGUUUUAGGAGAAAAAAUUGGGUCACCACCACUUGCCGCUUUGCAGACGAGAUGAAUUCUGGGCCAGUAGUGAAUGGUAAGUUGCACUGGGUGGUCAUUCAACACGGCAAUAAAGGCUUUUCAACAGACCGAAUUGUUUAUUUUGAUCCAAUUACUGAUGAAUUUCUGGAAUUAUCGGCACCACCAGGACGUUAUAGUUUUCGGGGAUUUAAUAGAGUUAUAUUGGGAUUGGGGGUUUUAGAGGGAUGUCUAUGUAUGGCACGCAUUGGUUGUGAAAGUGGUGAUGAAGUUGAACCUGGUGUUAUUGAGUUUUUUGUCAUGAGGAAAUACGGUGUGAGAGAGUCAUGGAGUAGCAUUUUCGUCACGUCUAUUUUUAUGGGAUUGGCGAGUCUGCACGAAUUUGGAAACUUGGUACCACUGUGCUAUACAAAGAAUGGUGAAGUUCUUAUUGUAGUGAAUAAGAACAAAUUAUUUGUAUGCAAUCCCGACAAGUCUUCACAAAGGGAGAUUCCUAUUCCAAGUGAUCGUUACCUUAUUGACGUUGCUCCAUACACGGAGAGUUUGGCUUCACCUGCUGCCUAUGGUCACGAGGAAGAGGAAGAGGAAGAUGAAGAGGGAGAGGGAGAGGGAGAGGAAGAGGAAGAUGCUGAAAAUUUUGUCUAUUUUGAUUGGUUCUGUUGGAGUUGCUAUUAUAGCAGGGACUCUUUAAUCUCGCCAUGGAGGAAGGUUCCGGUUAUUAUUCCGGUGAUGUGGAAAGGAUACGGGAAAACAGAAGGAGACCUGGAAAAGUUCAAAAGAAGAAUUGAUAAAGCCCGACCUAAAUUCUUAGCAGAAAAAGAGAAAACAAAAGUAAAAAGGCUGGCAGAGGAUUAGAAUUGAAUUACCUGGAGAAAACAUCAUUGGGACUUUAUUCAUUAUCUUGGGUGAGGAAGACUUUAGUCAUGGGUACAAAAAUGGAGUUUGAAUGCAACUUUAUGUGUGACAAUCCUAGACUCUUAUGUUCACAUUAUGUGUGUGUGUACGUGUCAUUGUGUACAUGCAUACUGUAAACAUAUAUACAUCUCUAUGAAGAGAAUGAGAGGUUUCCAAUUUUAUAUCUCUACAGAAAUACUUAGACUUCUAUUUAUUAGUCGGCAUGAAAUUGUUGAAGCUCAUUCCAUCUUCAAAAGAAUUAUUUUUCUAAUGAGUUCAGUUGCUAACUUCCUAAUGACAAUGAACAACAUAUGAGUAGAUGACUUGAUAGAUGAUCAUUUGAUGUAUUAAUGUCAUCCAAUAGCGCAUAAAUGUAUCUACCAUGAAGUAUUGUCAUUUUACGUCUUGAUAAGGUUUUUAAAGAAAAAGGUAAGAGAAACAUUUAAUAUGAGCAUCUUUGUGGUUUUGCAUAGUAGCGUCCUG
Rhododendron vialii is the source of this 2047-nucleotide messenger RNA. RefSeq names its product F-box protein At3g07870-like. The coding region runs from base 392 to 1525 and encodes 377 amino acids. The record is from RefSeq and is a predicted model, not a curated record. The transcript has 2 exons. NCBI's taxonomy places the organism in Eukaryota, Viridiplantae, Streptophyta, Magnoliopsida, Ericales, Ericaceae.